AUGGCACUAUAUUGCCCUCUCAUGCUGCUCUCUGCUCUGCUUAUCCCGCGCUUGCUGCUUGUUGUCUCUGUUACAAAUGAAAUGCAGGUGUUUGAUUCAUCACUUGGAUAUUUAUUCUCGGAACAUGACAGCUCGGAACAUGACAGCUCGGGACAUGACAGCUCGGAACAUGACAGCUCGGAACAUGACAGCUCAGAACAUGACAGCUCGGAACAUGACAGCUCGGGACAUGACAGCUCAGAACAUGACAGCUCGGAACAUGACAGCUCGGAACAUGACAGCUCGGAACAUGACAGCUCGGAACAUGACAGCUCGGAACAUGACAGCUCGGAACAUGACAGCUCGGAACAUGACAGCUCGGAACAUGACAGCUCGGAACAUGACAGCUCGGAACAUGACAGCUCGGGACAUGACAGCUCGGAACAUGACAGCUCGGAACAUGACAGCUCGGAACAUGACAGCUCGGAACAUGACAGCUCGGAACAUGACAGCUCGGAACAUGACAGCUCGGAACAUGACAGCUCGGAAAAUGACAGCUCGGAACAUGACAGCUCGGAACAUGACAGCUCGGAACAUGACAGCUCGGAAAAUGACAGCUCGGAACAUGACAGCUCGGAAAAUGACAGCUCGGAACAUGACAGCUUCGCAUCAACUGAAACAGUCUAG
This is a messenger RNA of Penaeus monodon (black tiger shrimp), 666 nucleotides long. RefSeq names its product transcription initiation factor TFIID subunit 1-like. Lineage: Eukaryota; Metazoa; Arthropoda; Malacostraca; Decapoda; Penaeidae. The record is from RefSeq and is a predicted model, not a curated record. The transcript has 2 exons. The coding region runs from base 1 to 666 and encodes 221 amino acids.